CCAAACACCAAGUGGCAGUGAACCAGAGGGACUCUACCACUUCUUAGCAGGCAAAACCCAGGUAAAGUCCUCACUCUGGACACAUCAGUAACCACGUGUAAUAACACAGAUGCAAUGGAGUUAGAAGGUGCGGCAGCAGUUGAAGACACAGUGGAGGAGCAGUGGAUCGGGAGGAUGUCAGAGCAGCAGAGUGCCCCGGAGCAGCUGGCAGCAGGCAAGAGCCAGGGUGGAGCUGGAGCCACAUACAAGGUGGUAGUGUUUGAGUUCGAGAACUUCCAGGGUUGCAAGGCGGAGUUUACCGCAGAGUGUAAAGAUGUGUUGGAGAAGGGACUGGAUAAAGUCGGAUCUGUGAUAGUGGAGUCUGGACCCUGGGCGGGUUAUGACCGGCACGGUUUCACAGGGGAGCAGUUUAUUCUGGAGAAGGGGGAAUAUCCACGCUGGGACACCUGGACCAACAGUCAGAACAGCUACUCUCUCUUGUCUCUCAAACCUCUCAAAGUGGACAGUGCUGACCACAAGCUACACCUGUUUGAAAACCCUGGAUUCACUGGUAAGAAGAUGGAGAUUGUGGAUGAUGAUGUGCCCUCUUUGUGGGGUCACGGUUUUCAGGAUCGUGUAGCGAGUAUCAAGGCUCUAAACGGAACGUGGGUGGGCUACAUGUACCCCGGAUACAGGGGGCGCCAGUUUAUCUUCGAGCGAGGAGAUUUCAAGCACUGGAACGACUGGGAGGCCCCUGCUCCUCAGAUCCAGUCUAUCCGGCGUGUGCGGGACAUGCAGUGGCACAAGAGGGGCUGCUUCACAGUCCCCGACCCUGCUCCAGCUCCCAACCCUGGCCCAGGACCAGGACCAGGACCAGACCCUGACCCUGCACCAGCACCUCCUGCCCCUCCUGCCACAGCUGGAGCCAGUUGAGCAGGAUCCUCCCACAGUACACCCCCCCCCCCCCCCCCAAAGUACCUGCCCUCUCUGCAUUCACCUAACCACGGCAAACGCUGCGUGUGCUCAGUGAGGAGUGCCAUGUUUGUUUCAGUGGCGAAUAAAAGUUGUUUGACCUGGAGUUGGCCCUGUUUGUUGGUGAUGUUAUACUUGUGAGUCAAGGUGGAAAUUGCUUUCACUGAAAGAUUAAAGAGAGAUGUAAAACCUGCAUUUUUGUGGAAAUAAUGUACAUUUGGCAAAGCUUUCCCCUUAAGAUAAACUGCAAGCGUGUUUAGAUUUGACUCUACUGCCAGGUCAUGUGUGCUGCUUCAACUGCUUUUGUUUCCCCAUCUUAGUCAGAAAGCCAAAAUGCCUCAUGCAGCUUUAGGAGAACAUGAGUUAUUUAUUGAAAAUGUGGAUAAGCAUCUGCUCAACAGCAAUGGAAGUGAUGUCAUACUGUAUGAAUGCUUGCUAUUAAAGAGUGCCCUGCAUUCCC
Messenger RNA from Labrus bergylta (ballan wrasse), 1411 nucleotides. Its product is annotated as beta-crystallin B3. NCBI's taxonomy places the organism in Eukaryota, Metazoa, Chordata, Actinopteri, Labriformes, Labridae. Gene Ontology annotation, molecular function: structural constituent of eye lens. The record is from RefSeq and is a predicted model, not a curated record. Gene Ontology annotation, biological process: visual perception; lens development in camera-type eye.